AUGGACGAGGGGCAGUUUAGUCGAGAGGCAUGGGUGGACAGUUGGUAUAUAUCAGUGUAUGCUAGUGUGUAUGCCAGUCUAAAAGCAUACGCCUCGGACCCGUCUAGCUAUCCGGCCUCGAUACCAGAGGCCAAAGUGAUGGAUAGAGGAGGGGGAAUUUGGUGUCAGGGGGCUGGGUCCGUCCGGGAAUGGGAGGCCUCGAUAAGUUGUCACCUUUUGGCCGCGCUGAUGGAGUCUCUUCUCUCGCCGGUCUCAAAACCAACAUUGUCUCGGCGUCGCCUCACAGUUUGCUCUUUCCUUUUCCCUCUUUCCCCCGCCCGUUCCAUCCACAUUUCUCUACCUCUCCCUCUCCCUCUCCCUCUCUCUUUCUCUCUAUCUCCUCUUCGUCGCAUCCUCGUUCUCUCCUCCACCGGCAGGCCCGGCCACCUCUGCAACCGGCUCAUCAAUUUGCCCCACCGGUUUCCCGUUUAG
Protopolystoma xenopodis is the source of this 471-nucleotide messenger RNA. The record is from the annotation of a GenBank genome assembly. Lineage: Eukaryota; Metazoa; Platyhelminthes; Monogenea; Polystomatidea; Polystomatidae.